CUGGUGGCUAACCGUCGUAGUAAUUUUUCCAAUUCAGAACCAAAAACUCCGACAUCUGCAACGCGAUAUUACACUGCCGUAGCCGAAUUCAAAUUGCAACCUCCACCGGCUUCAGCCGCGGCUCAAGUACCAGCACCUGCUGAACCAAAGCCUUAUAAGAGGCCAAGCGCAAGUAGUCUGGUCACAACACAGGCUACGAUCGAACCAAAGACGAGUCUACAAGAAGCGCCACAGCCUCGAGCAAAAGAAGCUCCUCGUCCGGUUGAAGAAUCACGGGAGCUGGACAAGGCUGCAGAAAGCGUCUACGAUGAACUGCCGAUGUCGCCCGGUCUAAACGCCCCUUACGCCACCACUGCCGCCGAUCCGUUCUAUGCUCACCAUUCAACUACUCCUGGCUCGUCGCUUCUGAACUAUGUACGCCCGCGAUAUCACGACGACAGCUAUCGACGUCGAGACGAACGAUCGUCGUCACCGGGUCGAUCCAACAAACGAGUCAAAUAG
This is a messenger RNA of Cylicostephanus goldi, 501 nucleotides long. The record is from the annotation of a GenBank genome assembly. NCBI's taxonomy places the organism in Eukaryota, Metazoa, Nematoda, Chromadorea, Rhabditida, Strongylidae.